Molecule: messenger RNA, 3174 nt
Organism: Zerene cesonia (dogface butterfly)
Lineage: Eukaryota; Metazoa; Arthropoda; Insecta; Lepidoptera; Pieridae
Gene: Sk2
Product: sphingosine kinase 1
Exons: 3
Coding region: 38-1825 (595 amino acids)
Biological process (GO): sphingosine biosynthetic process
Cellular component (GO): membrane; intracellular membrane-bounded organelle; cytoplasm
Source: RefSeq, a predicted model, not a curated record
GGCGGAUUCAAAGGUUGGAGUAGACGUAUUUCAUGACAUGGGUGACGAAAAAGCCGAUACAAAGGAGCAAGUGCACCUUGAAGAGACAUUCUAUAUUUUAUCCAAGAAGAAAUCCGUUUUUCGUGUGCGUCUUACAUCUAAAGGUUUAUCUUUAAUAAAAGAAACUGAUGAUAGUUCUAAGGAACAAACAAUAUUGUUACGCGAUAUCAUUGGUAGUAAAUGUAUGAGAAGUAAAAGACGUCGUGUUGGUGGAGGAUCAUGCGUGUGCACUUCAUUCGUUGGACAUCAACAGCUUAAAGUUGUGGAUGAAAACAGCGGUGACCUUGAUGAGAACGAUAUCAGUGCCUAUCUGUAUAUUUAUGCUUACGUAUUGAAACAGAGCCGACGAACAUUAAAACGGGAGAGAACAACGAUAACGUUGAGGUUCCGAUCAUACGAUAAAUAUGAAGAUAACAAUAAAGAAGCACAGAAAUGGAGAACCACAAUUAAAUGUUUACUCGCGAACGAGCCCAUCAGCAGUGUUCCUCCGGUGAACGAUAAGAAACUGUUAGUCCUCUUGAAUCCGAAGUCGGGACCGGGUAAAGCGAGGGAGUUGUUUCAAAUGAAGGUAGCUCCGAUAUUACAGGAGGCUGAAGUCCCGUACGAUCUCCAUGUAACGAAGUACGCGAAUUAUGCGAGGGAGUUUGUUCGUACAAGAAAUGUGUACAAUUGGCGCGGUAUUGUGGCGGUUGGUGGUGAUGGAGUGUUGUUUGAGGUUCUAAAUGGAUUGUUUGAGCGUCUUGAUUGGCAGCAAGCAUUUGCUGAAGUGCCAUUAGCUGUGUUACCAUGUGGUUCUGGGAAUGGACUUGCAAGGACUAUUUGCCACCAUUUCAAUGAGCCGUUUUUUCAUGAAAACAUGGUUGGACUGUCAAUAGCACUCACAAGAGGCAAAACAGCGCCAAUAGAUGUCGUCAGAGUAGAAACAAAAAGUAAAAUAAUGUUUUCCUUGCUAUCAGUCGGCUGGGGCUUGCUGUCAGAUAUCGAUAUCGAAAGUGAGAGAAUGCGCGCUAUUGGCGGCCAAAGAUUUACUCUAUGGGCUCUCGCGAGAACCGUGGGUUUGAGGAGGUACAAAGGUGUCCUGAGCUAUGCUCCAAUCAAGGAUGUCAGUAAAUUGCCCAAAGCUAAACAUACGAUCACCCUCAGUCAUAGCGUCAGCCAGGACGGUUCCCUCGACUCCCCCGAAACGGAAGCGUUUUUCGACUGCGAUGAGCAAUCAGACGUGUUUACGAGUACGGUGACUGGAAAGAAACAUCAGAGAGUAGACUCGUGGUACUCCGUGAAUUCUAGGCGGAGUGCGUUUUACAGUACCCGCGGCUCGGAGUAUCACAGCGUUACGAGUGGUGGUUCAGAAAUGCGGUCGCCGGUGCAUGCCUGUAUGCACGGUCCAGCCCCUCACUUGCCGUCUCUCAUGUCCCAGUUGCCCUCGCACUGGGUGCACGAGGAGGGCGAGUUCGUCAUGGUUCAUGUCUCCUAUCAGUCCUAUAUCAGCGAAGAUUUGUUAUUCGCACCGCGUUCAGAAAUGUCCGACGGUGUCAUGUGGAUGCUUAUCAUCAAAGCAGGUAUAUCUAGAUCUCAAAUAUUGUCGUUCCUUGUCACGAUUUCACAGGGGAAUAUAGCGGAGCUUAAUAAUGAGCAUAUUAAAAUUGUUCCCGUAAGUGCGUUCAGGAUAGUGCCGGAAGGUCAAACCGGUUACGUCACGGUUGAUGGUGAACUUGUUGAAUAUGGGCCGAUUCAGGCUGAAAUCUUUCCGAAUAUUGUUAAUAUCCUCACGCCGGAUACAAAAUAAAGUAUGAUAGAUGGGUUUAGAUAAUGCGCUUCUCCGAACUGUGUCAGCCACGUGUAAAAAUUAACCGAGCCGAGAGUCCUUGUGCAAUAUAAUUAUGCGUUUGAUAUAGAAAAAUAAUAUCUACACCUGUAAGGUUGUGCCAGACAUUAUAUCAAAGUAUGUGAGUUAAUCAGAUCGUUGUUGUUUAAUCGCAUUUGUAUUUAAUUUAACGUUAUAAGUCUGUAUAAGAGGAUUGGUUAAAUAGCUAAAUUGUGAUAUUUUAAUGUAAACAUAUUGUUUCUUUUAAGUAAGUCUGUUUAAAGACUCGAUGUUGCAGUGAAUAGUGCCAAAUCGUGAGGCACUCUAAAAUCUUAUCAAUUAUCGGAAUAGUUAACAAUACAGCGUGUACUUCAUGAGUACAAUUAUUCAGUUAAUUAAUCAAAACACGAUUGCUCAAAGUAGAGCAGUAAAAAUGUUUAUAAUAUCGGAUAAAUAAGUACUAAUUGCCUGUAGCUUCUAGUUUUAUAGCUAUAGCUACCUAAUUUAGUACAUAUAAUUACGUAAUUACGAUUUACGCUAUUGACAAGAUAUUAUUACCAAAAAUUAUCAUUUUACGAGUUACUUCACAUAAAUUAUAAAUAAACUAUUCAUAUAUAUGUACCUAUACAUUAUAUAAUAAAAUUUAUGAUUCGUAAACUAUAGAAAAGGUAAUAUCACAAUAAUAGUCUAUAAUAAUACAUGAAAAAAAUCUAUGAUACUAAUUAUUGUAUUUAUAUAAAUGAAUAAAAAUAUCUUAACCUUAAGAAAUACGUACCAAAUCAUUCCAAUCCAGAACUAAAUUAAAAUAUCGAUAUUAUUAUACGCAUAAUAAUUAUUGUUUUAAGCAAAUUAAAUAAGUAAGUAUAUCAGCCUAUAUGAGCUAAUCAUAAGAAUCCAGUUGCUUAGAAUAUAAGGAAAAAUUAAUUUACAAAUAAUAUUAAGAAUAAAUCAUAAUAGCUAUCUGUGGUACUUGGAUAGAAAGAUUUGGGAUUUUUUAGAUUCUACUUAAUUAUUUUAGCAGUAUUAGUGAAUUGUUUUUUUUUUAAUAUAUUUAAUUUUUUUCUGUGAUAAUAUUAAUGAUUGCCAUAUAAAAUCACAAUCACAAUGCUGAACCCCACAAUUACUAUGGCUAAUAAUAUAUUUUUAUAUUUUUUAAUAUAUUUCAUAUUUUAUAAUGAACUUUAUAAAUUUUGUUUGGAUGUACAAACCUACCUGUUUUGAUGUUUCUAAUAGAAAUUGUAAAUCUUUUAAUAAGGUAUGUAAAGCAGGUUGUAUUAAUUAUUACUGGAAAUGUAUGGAGAACUCAUUUUACUUAAUAUCAUAUAUUUAUU